CCUGCGGAACCCCGGAAUUUCGUUGAAUUUGAAAGAGCGGCAUCACACAUGGAAAUAAGCAUUGCUUAAUGCCUGGCUUAGAGAUGCGUUUUUGCUGCCAGGCUGAUUGAUUACCGCAGCCACGCUCUCCCGUUUAGCUCAGCGACAUGGACCGUGCUAAACUUACGUACCCCACCACCCCACUUCAACGGCAUUCUCAAACUCUCACGCCUACGCGUUGAGUAGACAGCAGACGCCACAUACAGCCACGCUGAAUUACCAUCACAAUGCUCAUUACGGAAACACACAAAGAUGUGCCCACCGAGGCAGGUGGUGACAUGAGAAUCUUCAUCUUCCACCCCACCAUUCCAAACUAUCCCAAGACAAAGUUUCCUGGUGUCGUAGUCUUCUCUGAAAUUUAUCAAGUGACUGGACCGGUUGCUCGCUUUGCACGACAAAUCGCUUCCCAAGGCUACAUUGUCGCAGCGCCAUCUUCCUACCAUGAGUUUACUGGACCUGAACCACUUGCCUACGAUGUCCCUGGUACUGACCAGGGCAAUGAAUGGAAAAUCACAAAGACUGUUCAAGCUUAUGACGAGGAUGCUUCUCUUUCGGUAGACACAUUACUCGCAAUGUCAACAUGCAACGGAAGAAUCGGCGCUACUGGCAUGUGUCUAGGAGGUCACUUAGCAUACCGUUGCGCUCUCGAUCCACGCGUCUCUGCAGCAAUUUGCUACUUUGCAACCGAUAUUCACAGCGGUACGCUGGGAAAAGGCAAAAAAGACGACUCGAUUGCUCGCUGUAAAGACAUCAAAGGCGAGCUUGUUAUGAUAUUCGGCAAGAUGGACACGCACGUACCACCAGAAGGCCGAGACCUGAUCAGAAAGGCGCUGCAUGAGGCAGGCGUUACCUUUUCCUUCUACGAACCAGCCUGGGCGCAACAUGCUUUCAUCCGAGAUGAGCUUAGCAAGGGUCGCUACGAUGCUGCGUUGUCGGGGAUCUGCUUUGAGAUGCUCAAGGAGCUAUUUAAUCGCACAUUACACUCUGAUCUGGGACCGAGGUCUGGGGGUGACGUCGAGAUUGAGGACGUGUGCUAAACAUGAACUUGGAGCUUGUUGCAAGAACCGAUAGCUGGGUUGCAAAUACUGCUCUAUCUACGGUCCAAUAUUCAUACUAUCGAAUGCAAUGCAUGAGUUCCGGCAUUCGGCCGUGAGACUAGACUAGACUACUCUAAUACUUAACCCGAACACUAUAGGCAAAGCAAAACAUAGCAGCCACGUGAAUAGCGUAAUUACAG
Bipolaris sorokiniana ND90Pr is the source of this 1276-nucleotide messenger RNA. RefSeq lists its product as uncharacterized. Lineage: Eukaryota; Fungi; Ascomycota; Dothideomycetes; Pleosporales; Pleosporaceae. Gene Ontology annotation, molecular function: hydrolase activity. The record is from RefSeq and is a predicted model, not a curated record. The transcript has 5 exons. The coding region runs from base 267 to 1076 and encodes 269 amino acids.